AUGUACCGUCGAGCUCUACGCCGACAGCUAGUGCCGAGGCCUUUGGCGACCCGCCGACCAAUAGGGGUCGCCCCGAUAUGGCACACACACUCCCAACGACAGCUCGCCUCGUUCGCCCUGAAGGUGCUUGCCCGAGUAGGGAUCACGAGUGCUGUGGGUGGUGGUUUCAUUUACACCAUAGAUCAGGCGACGCUGGGGGUCAGAGAUCAGCUUUCCAAGCUCAAAGACUUUGCCAAUGGUGCGUUUGAUCUGGCUGGAGACUUCUUCAAGGGGAUGGGCGCCGAUAAGGGCAGUGGCGACGGUGGCUCUGAUGGUGGCUCCUCCAGCCAGAAUUCCAAUAGUGCGGGGGGUGAUGGUGGCGGCAGCGGCGAUACUGCCACUGCUGUGGGUGCUACUGCAGCUGCUGUUGGUCUCCUGAAGGAAGAAGAUGACGACUUCUCUAAAGAUCCAUUUGAAGAGGAAGACGAUGAAUUAGUGCUCGAAGCUGACGACGAAGAGGAGCCUGAUUUCGAGCACGAUGAGACCGACGACAUCAUGAUGAACUUGUCGAAGCAGAUGAUCGAGCUCCGCAACAUGCUUGCCCUGAUCGACCACGACACCAUUCGGUUGCCCCUGAUCGUGGUGGUGGGGUCGCAGCUGCUGGGUAAGUCGUCGGUGCUUGAAGCCAUUGUCGGUCAAGAGUUUUUGCCCAAGGGUAACAACAUGGUCACGAGAAGACCCAUUGAAAUGACUCUUGUUAACACCCCCGACGCUGCUGCCGAGACCGUCGACUUCCCCGCGUUGAAGCUUUACAAUAUCACCGACUUCAACCAGGUGCAAAAGCAGUUGUACGAUCUCAACAUGGCGGUGCCGAUGACGGAAGCGAUUCUGCCUGAUCCCAUUCAGGUCACCAUCCGGUCGCCCCGUGUGCCUGAUCUUUCGUUGGUGGAUUUGCCUGGUUACAUCCAGGUCGAAGCUGCCGACCAGCCUACGGCUUUAAAGCAAAAGAUCCGCUCGAUUUGCAUGCGGUACCUUGAAGCCCCCAACAUCAUUCUUGCCAUCUCCGCUGCCGAUGUCGAUUUGGCGAACUCAGCGGCGCUCCGUGCGGCUAAGUUAGCCGACCCUAACGGUGACCGUACCAUUGGUGUCGUCACCAAGCUUGAUUUGGUGGAGCCUCAACAGGCUCGGGCAAUUUUGACUAACCGUAAGUACCCGUUGCGGAUGGGCUACGUCGGGGUGAUCACCAAGGCUCCUACAGGGAAGCAGGCUCUGCUUUUCAGCCGCAAACAAGUGGGCGGCUACCAAGCGUUCGUGGCUCAGCAAAACUAUGAAUACCAUUACUUGAAGGAACACAAGAACGCCUUUGUGGGAACUGUCACCUCCACUCGCAACCUCAAGAAGAAGUUGGUCAAGGUGUUGGAAAGAAGUAUGGCUGCAUCACUCAAGCCCACCUACAUGGCGCUUCAACAAGAACUCGAGGAAACGCUGUACCAAUUCAAGGUGCAAUUCAAUGACCGUUCGCUCACCCCGCAAAUGUACUUGGCCAACAACUUGGACACUCUUAAGUUGGCCGUUAAGGAAUUGUCGCACAAGUUCACCCGGCUGGAACUUAGACUGAUUGUCAAGAACGAGUUGGACCAACGCGCCAUUGACUUGAUUGCGGAGAAGUACUGGAAUCUGCCCACUGAAGCUGUGUCACCUCAAACUCUUGAGCAUGAUAUCCGGGAGCUCACACAACUCACUAAAGACGAUCCUCACUGGGCUAAGGUCUUGGAAAACACCUGCGGUGCCUUGACCAAACUGGGAGUUGGUCGUCUUCUGACCAACUUGACCACGAGAGCGAUUUUGCAAGAGGUGGAGAACUUGAUUGACAAUACCCAGUUGAGAGGCCACCCGUUGGCGAAACAGGCGGUGAUGGAUGCUGCCAAGCUGGUGCUUUCGUCAAAAUACUACCUGACUCUGGACCAGGUUGAAAAUCUGAUCAAGCCCUACAAGUAUGAGAUUGACGUUGAGGACCGCGAAUGGCAAGUUCUGCGGGAACACGCCAACCUUCUUCUCAAAGAGGAGCUCAAACAAUGUGAGCAACGCAUGAAUGAUCUCAAGCACGAGGUCGGUGGUCGCAAAUUAGCCCAAGUUAUGACUUAUCUUGAAAAGGUCAACAGUCGUAGACUGAACGACCCUGAACUUCAUGCCAAUGAAGCUCUUGGAUUUUCUCAAGCUUUGAUCCAUAAGGGGAAGGAAGGUCUUUUCUUGAAGGAACGGGCUUCGCUUCUAAAGAUGAGACAAUCGUUUGUGAAGAACUCCAAGAAGUGCCGUCGUAAGGAUGGUAAGUAUCAAUGUCCUGAAGUAUUCCUUGACAUUGUUACGUCCAAGAUCACACAAACGGCGGUGUUGUUUUUGAAUGUUGAGCUCUUAAGUGACUUCUACUACAACUUCCCCAGAGAAUUGGACGAUAAGUUCUUCACUAACCUUACCAAGGAGGAUGUGGAGAAGUUCGCCAAAGAAGACCCCAAGAUUGCCCGUCACAUUGAAUUGCAAGAGCGCAAGGAUUUAUUGGAAACCGCUCUCGCUAAGCUUGAUAGCGUGUUGGCGUUUCAAAGAACUAGAGGUCAGCUCACUGAUGACGAUAAGGAGAAGAAGUCGUUUGUUCCGUGGUAA
Molecule: messenger RNA, 2637 nt
Organism: Diutina rugosa
Lineage: Eukaryota; Fungi; Ascomycota; Pichiomycetes; Serinales; Debaryomycetaceae
Product: dynamin-related GTPase
Exons: 1
Coding region: 1-2637 (878 amino acids)
Cellular component (GO): membrane; cytoplasm; microtubule
Molecular function (GO): GTP binding; microtubule binding; GTPase activity
Source: RefSeq, a predicted model, not a curated record